AUGGAACCUGACUGCCUAGAUGGCCGGAAGUGCUCUCUAACAGCUGCGGCAUAUGGGGACAAAAAACGACUAACAACUGCCUCAGUCUUGGCUCUGAGAGACUGGAGGACUGACCUGACGAAAGCGUGCACACUGGGAUAUCCCCCUGCUCAGGUUAUGCUGUGACCUCAGUGCCUUAUGCUGCCCUGCAGCCCGCCCAAGGGCCCUAUUGGCACCACCUCAGACCCAUUGUCCAUACACCCAAAGUAGUUCCCGAGUACCGGAACACCCGAAGGCCUACGGUUCUACCGCAAGUAGCAAGGGUACCCAUGGACACGACAGUGGCUCUCCUCACGGCCUGGGCUUGA
Molecule: messenger RNA, 347 nt
Organism: Pelobates cultripes (western spadefoot toad)
Lineage: Eukaryota; Metazoa; Chordata; Amphibia; Anura; Pelobatidae
Source: the annotation of a GenBank genome assembly